Molecule: messenger RNA, 3908 nt
Organism: Hyposmocoma kahamanoa
Lineage: Eukaryota; Metazoa; Arthropoda; Insecta; Lepidoptera; Cosmopterigidae
Product: cytochrome b5 reductase 4
Exons: 9
Coding region: 183-1994 (603 amino acids)
Biological process (GO): superoxide metabolic process; generation of precursor metabolites and energy
Cellular component (GO): endoplasmic reticulum
Molecular function (GO): heme binding; oxidoreductase activity
Source: RefSeq, a predicted model, not a curated record
AGCCACAAACCGCAGAAUCGGCGUCGACCAAAAAUGGUGCACUCAAAAUAUCCCUCCCGACCGUCCUUGAACCAACAGAGCAAGCCGAUAUUCCUGAUAAACCGUUCGUUACGUCAGAAUCUAAAUUAUCGUUGCCUUCCAAUCUUUCCACUCCGACGUCACCAUUGCGAUUGUCAUCUCCUAUGUCAUUGCCAUCCUCUCCUAGUCCAUUCAGCACAGAACAAGACAAAUCCACUGCGAGCUCUCAGCUGUUAUCGACAUCCAAAAGUCAACAGGUCCCUGGCACACCUCUACUCAACACUGGCUCGGCAACGGGCAACCCCCGCAACAAGUGCGCGCUGCAACCCGGACACAGUCUGAUGGACUGGAUCCGGCUGGGCAACUCCGGAAAGGACCUCACCGGCGUCGGUGGUCGCAUCCGUCCUGUUUCCCCUGCAGAGCUCGCUUCACACAACACACAAAAGGAUGCCUGGUUAGCGAUACGAGGUCGUGUCUACAAUGUUACACAUUAUCUGGCUUAUCACCCUGGAGGACCCGAAGAACUAAUGCGCGGAGCAGGCAUAGACGCUACGCAAUUAUUCGACAAAGUUCACCCUUGGGUCAACUACGAUUCCUUAUUAGCAAAAUGUCUAGUUGGCCCUCUACAAGUUGACCUACCGAGCGCUGAGGAACUCUUCGAUUCCUCAAAUCCUUCACCAAAAUCUGAUCGCCUUCGAGAACCUUCAAAAGCACAAGAACUGGUCAGAAAAUCAAUGGAAAACAUAGCAAAUUGCAUCACCCCUGUUAAAAAGAAAAUAGCGUCGAAAAACGAAGAAAACUUUAAAGGGAGUCCGCCUAGUAAAAUUAUGCAAAGUUUAAUACAGUCGAGCGAUUUACCCGUAUCGAUAAGUCGACGAGCCGCUUAUACUCCAGCGAAAACGGAGAAAAGUACGGAAGAAACACCGCCCUCAUUAAGACAUGAUUGGAUUCAAACAUCUACGAAACUUACAAUAUCUGUAUACACCGGAUCAUUAGCGAAUCCCGGAGGAUGUGCCCGAAUACAUGAAGGAAUCCUGUUUAUAGAGGUUGCGACCGACGGCUGGCUUAGAACUUUGAAAUUAGUUCCUGAAGCGAAACUAGAACUACCUUUGCAAUUACGAACAUUUACGGAAAGUGGGAAAAUUGAGGUGAGUGCCCAAAAGGCCGAGACGGGUGUAUGGAAAGGCUGCGGGGAGAUAUCACUGGGCGUUCCGACAAGAGUGUCGUCCCCAAGGACCGUAGAAUGCCGUGUCGUGUCCGUGAGUCGUGUGUCGCACGACACUACGUUAUUAUCCUUAACGCCGCUUUUAGGACCCGUCGUUGUACCUUUGGGACAUCACAUUUGUAUACAUAUGCCAGUUUCAGGUUCAGAGACGAACUGCGUGAGAUCAUAUACGCCCGUUGGCGAAGGCUGGGGCGCUGAAACCGAAGUUUCGGGGGCGCUUAAACUGACCAUAAAGAAAUAUGAAAAGGGGCAAAUGUCACCAUUGUUAGCUGAAUUGAAAUCUGGCGAUAAUGUUACGCUCUCCGGACCAUAUGGAAAUUUUCAACUUCAAAAGUUAAAAGCAGUAAAAACAAUAUACUUCAUCGCAGCUGGCACAGGCAUCACUCCGAUGUUAGGGUUACUAAGGUUCAUGCUGGGCAGGUCAAACCCGCGUUGCGAACAAGUCCAUCUGCUAUUCUUCAAUAAGACGGAAGAAGACAUACUAUUCCAAGACAAAUUCGAAGAAAUAGCCAAGGAAGACGACAGGUUUACAGCCACACAUGUACUCUCAGAUGCAACUUCUACCUGGACAGGUCACAGAGGAAGAAUAGGCAAGGAUCUCCUCAAUCAAGUCCUAGGUAAAGUCAAUUGCGCUGAUCAAUGUUCACAUUUCUUCUGUCUCUGUGGACCAACGGAUUUCACCCACUCGGCACACUACUUGUUAGGAGAACACCAAGUUAGAGAUAGCUGUCUACAUGCAUUUAUGGGAUAAUUAUAUUUUGUAAAGAGAGGUCAAUGUGCAAUAUAUUUAGUAUGUAUAUAAAUCUCUUUAAUGAUGAAUUAAUAAGUAAAUUAUGGCGCGUUUACACUAGGUUGACAAGUCGUCUUCGCUGCCCCGCCUCGUGUAACCACAGAGUCGUUUGACGACGAGUCGUAGUUCGCUGCCAGAGUUGACCGAGUCGACUAGGUGUAAUCAAUCACUGUUAGUCUUCGGCAAGCGACUGUCGACGAAAACAAGUUUCAACGUAUCGGCGGCCGCGUCCUACCACGAUAUGCGUGCUGGGAAUAAGGAAACACCUACCUAACCAAUCAGUUUGUUAAGUUUUCGAACGAUAUAAUGUGGUGUUGGAGAAUGAUGCUCCGUAUACCGUGGACCGCUAAGCACAAACCAAUCCAUAAGCAGCUUAAUAUCACAGAUAGACUUUCCACGAUAUGCUACCAGAAAACCCUAAAGUGUUUUGGUCAUAUUGCUCGCCGACAACCAGACAACGUUGACUGGUUGUGAUUGUUAUGUAGAGGGAAAGAGACUCCGCGGUCGAUCACCUAGCCGAUGUAGUGACCGACCUUACUGGUCUCCCUAUAACAACUGCCCUGAGAGAGGCCGAAGACAGAACCAGAUGGAAGAAAAUCAUAAUCGUAAUGCGUACACUUAUAUUUAUAAUGAUUUGGUAAUUUGGGCAAAGGCGGCAGUCGACUUGAUGUAAACAGCACGUCCACAUCGCCGUCUUUGUCAGCCGAAUGCUGCAAUUGACUCGGUAUAAACAGCGAGUCAACUGCGUGUCCUUUGGCUAGGAAGUUUUUUUAAUAAAAAAAAACUAAGUGCGCAUUUGACCUCCAUCUUAGAUAGUGACGAUGGGGUCGACAAUGGAUGCAUGCUUCAUUUAAAGAAUUCACUCUCGCCUCGAAUAGGCCCAAGUUAUAGCGUUCAGAAAAUAAGUCUGCCGGCAGGAGGCAGGGAGCACUUCGUGCGAAUCCUUGGGAUAUUCAACACGGUAGUCUUCCGAAGGCGGCUACCGACCCUGUGUAAACACGCCAUUAGAGACUAAUGCAAAAUGGAUUGCGAUUAGAUAUAGCACGUGUAUUUCGAUAUUGGUGCAUUCUUUACGCUAUUGCGUUGUGACUAGAGACAGUCGUUUAGUGCGACUUAUUAAGCAUGAACGGAAUCUGUUUGGUCACGGACAUUUUGUCCCUCGCCUUCCUAAGUUUCAUAUUCGACAUAUACAUACGUGUGCGCUGGCUUAAGUUUCACGAUAAUCUUGCUUUUUAUCACGUAUACUUUUAUUGUAUAUGAAUUUAACUCAGAAAAAAAAAUGUCCACUCUAUAACGACGUUUAAAGGAAGACGAAAUAAAGACGAUUGUGCUAAUGCAAGAAACAACUUUUACUAAGGAAUCCCUCAGUCAAAUCACAAAAUAAAGUCCGUGACCAAAGAAACGCCGUAAGUAAAGAAGUAAUUAUGUAAUUUUCGUUUCAACUCCGCGGUUUUAAACAAACAAUUUUCAUUAAAACUCACUGUAUAUUUUCUUUUUCAUGUUCAUUAAUUCAAUAGUAAUAAUUUUAACAAACUACUCCAAGACACCUACCUACCUGCAGGGUUAUCACGAUAUGCGCGCUUUGGCGACAUAAAGCUCGAGAUCUCGACGGGCACGUUCCAUUAUGUUGUAACGUUGUAUUAAUUGUUGGACAACUGUCGCGUCUAGCCUGUUCCCAUAUCACGAGUAUUAUGUAUGUCGUAACUGAGUCGUGGACAUUUAUGUUAUCGUUGAACGACUAUCGUGUCUAGCAAUUCCCGCUAGAUCGUGACGACAAUUUUUCGGUUCCCGGCAGCCGCCUUGUCGUUUGCACGACAGAAUCGUUUGAAGCUGCGAUUAUCUGUCGUCACAUUUUUAUCGUGACGUUUUAUUUAU